Penicillium cataractarum is the source of this 1653-nucleotide messenger RNA. RefSeq names its product rRNA-processing protein PWP1. Bases 1 to 1653 code for a protein of 550 amino acids. Gene Ontology annotation, cellular component: nucleus. Gene Ontology annotation, molecular function: protein binding. The record is from RefSeq and is a predicted model, not a curated record. Gene Ontology annotation, biological process: rRNA processing. The transcript has 2 exons. NCBI's taxonomy places the organism in Eukaryota, Fungi, Ascomycota, Eurotiomycetes, Eurotiales, Aspergillaceae.
AUGUCUUCGAUGAUCACGGCUACAGCAUGGGUGCGGCGAGGUGUCGCUGCCCAGUUCCCUACUAAAUAUGAGAUUGACGAGGAGGAGAUGAACCGGAUAUCCAAGCUUGCCCGCAUGCAGCUUGAGGAGGCCCAGGACGAUCUGAGUGCCGCCAAGGCGGGCAAGAUGGAUGAUGGUGAGGAUGAUGCUGCCAUGGAGGAGGACUCGAAGGAGGCCGAUGCUAUGGAGGAGGAGGGUGAGAAGGAUACUGCCAAAGAUGGAAACGAGACUAAGGUUACAGAUGACGAUGAUGUCCUGAAGGAGUUUGAUAUGGAUCACUACGAUAGCGAUGAUGUCGACGAGGAGGGCGAGAAGGUCACCAGAUUCGGCAAUGUUCAGUCGCUGGCUUACCACCAGCCCAACGAGGCCGACCCGUACCUUGUCAUUCCCGAGGACGAGGAUGAUGAGGACCGCGAAGAACUCCAGAUUCUGCCUACCGAUAACCUACUCCUUGCCGGAAAGGUCGAGGAUGAGGUUGCCCAUCUCGAGGUCUAUGUCUACGAGGACCACGCCGACAAUCUCUACGUUCACCACGACAUCAUGCUUCCCGGCAUUCCUCUCUGCGUGGAGUGGCUCGAUAUCCCCGUUGGCAAGGGCAGCGAAGGACGGGAAACUGGAAACUUUGUUGCCGUCGGUACAAUGGAGCCUGACAUUGAGAUCUGGGAUCUGGAUGUCGUGGACAGCAUGUACCCCAACGCUAUCCUUGGACAGGGCGGCCAAGAUGCCGCCAAUGCUGCCCCGUCCAAGAAGAAGUCGAAGAAGAAGUCCAAGGCGAACGACGAGUACCACAUUGAUUCCGUCCUGGCACUGGCUGCCAACCGUCAGCACCGUAACUUGCUUGCGUCCGCUUCUGCUGACCGCACUGUCAAGCUGUGGGACCUGACCACCACCAGCUGCGCCAAGUCCUACUCUCACCACACCGACAAGGUCUGCUCGCUCGACUGGCACCCCAAGGAGUCUACCAUCCUUCUCAGCGGUUCCUAUGAUCGCACCGUCGUGGCCGCGGAUAUGCGUGCCCCCGACUCUACCGCCCGCUGGGGUGUUGACACCGAUGUUGAGAACGUUCGCUGGGACCCUCAUGACCCCAACUACUUCUACGUCACCACCGACGGCGGUAUGGUCUACCGUUACGAUGUCCGUAAUGUCCCCGCCACCCCGGCCGAGUCCAAGCCCGUCUGGUCGCUCCAGGCUCACGACUCUUCCGUUUCGGCUUUCGAUAUCAACCGCACCAUCCCCGGCUUCCUGGUCACCGGUUCUACGGAUAAGGAGGUCAAGCUAUGGAACGUCGAGAACGACAAGCCCAGCCUUGUUGUCUCCCGCAAGCUCGACGUCGGCAAGGUCUUCUCGGCUGGUUUCGCUCCCGAUGCCGAGGUUAGCUUCCGCCUGGCCGUUGCUGGUAGCAAGGGUACCGUGCAGAUCUGGGAUGCGUCUACCAACGGAGCUGUGCGCCGCACUUUUGUCUCUCGCAUGCCUGAUCUGGCUGGUGAUGUGCCCGAGCGCAUUACCGGUAUCGGCGCUGACGAUGAGGAGUCGGAUGAUGAGGGUGCUGAGGAGGGUGGUGAUGCUGGCCCGGCUGAUGGCCCUGAUGGCUGGGAGUCUAUGGAUGAGGAUUAG